Polistes dominula (European paper wasp) is the source of this 2740-nucleotide messenger RNA. RefSeq names its product heat shock protein 90 Gp93 (gene Gp93). The record is from RefSeq and is a predicted model, not a curated record. Lineage: Eukaryota; Metazoa; Arthropoda; Insecta; Hymenoptera; Vespidae. Gene Ontology annotation, biological process: protein folding. Gene Ontology annotation, molecular function: ATP hydrolysis activity; ATP-dependent protein folding chaperone; ATP binding.
GAUGUCGAGUUGGAUUCGUGACAGUCGGUGAAAAAGUGUUGUACGAAGCGGUUAUUAAAUAUUCGCUAAAGCGUUAUCUCGCUUUAACUAAUAUUUUAAGUGUAACUAAAGUGAUAGUUAUGAAAAAAAUAUUCAUAUUUUUAACGGCCCUGUUACUUUUAGCAGGGUUCGUUAGGGCUGAAGAUACAAAAGAAGAUGAAGUUGCAACUGCAGAAAAAGAUCUUGGAGCUAGCCGUGAAGGAUCACGUACCGAUGAUGAAGUUAUUCAAAGAGAUGAAGAACGUAUUAAAUUGGAUGGAUUAAAUGUAGCUCAAAUAAAAGAACUUCGUGCUAAAGCAGAGAAGUUUACGUUCCAAACUGAAGUCAAUCGCAUGAUGAAACUUAUAAUAAAUUCCCUUUACCGAAAUAAGGAAAUCUUCCUUAGGGAAUUAAUAUCUAACGCAUCUGAUGCCUUAGAUAAAAUCCGAUUAUUAUCCCUUACCGAUAAAAACGUUUUAGACAGUAACUCCGAAUUAGCCAUUAGAAUAAAAGCUGAUAAGGAAAAUAAAAUCUUGAGUAUAACAGAUUCCGGUAUUGCCAUGACCAAAUCUGAUUUGAUCAAUAAUCUUGGAACCAUCGCUAAGUCUGGUACUGCUGAAUUUUUGGGUAAAAUGCAAGACGUUAAAAAUGCUCAAGAUAUGAAUGAUAUGAUUGGUCAAUUCGGUGUUGGAUUUUACUCAGCAUUUUUGGUCGCAAACACUGUCGUUGUUACUACUAAACAUAAUGAUGAUAAACAAUACAUUUGGGAAUCUGACAGUUCUAGUUACAGUAUCAUCGAAGAUCCUAGAGGAAACACAUUGAACAGAGGAACAACGAUAAGCUUGCACAUGAAGGACGAAGCAUUAGAUUUCUUGGAAGAAGACACCGUUAGAAAUUUGAUUAAAAAAUACUCUCAAUUUAUCAACUUCCCCAUCUACCUUUGGAGCAGCAAAGUUGUACAAGUAGAUGCAGAAGAAGAAGAAGAAUCUAAACCAGCUACUGAUGAAGAAACUGAGAAAGAUACUGAAGAUAAAUCUGAAGAUGAAGAAGAGGAAGAAGAAGCUAAAGUAGAAGAAUCAUCAGAAGAUGAGAAGAAAACCAAAAAGGUAGAUAAAACUGUUUGGGAUUGGGAACUUUUAAAUGAGUCUAAACCUAUUUGGACUAUGAAACCGUCAGAAGUUGAUGAUAAGGAAUACAAUGAUUUUUAUAAAACAUUAACAAAAGAUACUCAAGAUCCUUUGGCAAAGAUUCACUUUGUCGCAGAAGGUGAAGUUACUUUUAAAUCUCUUUUGUUUAUACCUAAAGUUCAACCUAGCGACAGUUUCAAUAGAUAUGGUACAAAGGCAGAUAAUAUUAAAUUAUAUGUUAGGCGUGUAUUCAUUACUGAUAAAUUUACCGACAUGAUGCCCAAUUAUUUAUCAUUCAUACGUGGUAUCGUUGAUAGCGACGAUUUACCACUUAACGUAUCACGUGAAAAUUUGCAACAGCACAAAUUAAUUAAGGUCAUUAAGAAAAAACUUAUCAGAAAAGUUUUAGAUAUGAUCAAGAAGAUUUCUAAAGAAGAUUAUGAGAAAUUCUGGAAGGAAUAUAGUACAAAUAUCAAAUUAGGUGUUAUCGAAGAUCCUCAAAAUCGUGCUAGAUUAUCCAAACUUUUACAAUUCCAUUCUUCAACACAGAAAGGUACAACAUCAUUGGCAGAUUAUGUAUCACGUAUGAAACCUAAACAACAACAUAUCUAUUACAUUGCUGGAGCAUCUGAAGCAGAAGUUGAAAAAUCUCCAUUUGUCGAACGUUUGAACAAAAAGGGAUACGAAGUUUUAUAUUUAACAGAACCUGUCGAUGAAUACACCAUUUCCGCUCUUCCUGAUUUUGAUGGAAAGAAAUUCCAAAAUGUUGCCAAGGAAGGCUUCCAAUUAGAUGAAGGUGAAAAGGCUAAAGAAAUACAGGAACAAUUGCAAACAUCAUUUGAACCUUUGCUCAAAUGGUUGAACGAUAUUUUGAAAGAUCAUAUCAGUAAAGCACAAGUCUCAGAACGUUUGACAGAUUCACCUUGUGCUCUUGUCGCUAGUAUGUUCGGAUGGACAGGCAACAUGGAAAGAUUAGCAAUAUCUAAUGCUCAUCAAAAGUCUGAUGAUCCUCAGAAAACUUAUUACUUAAAUCAAAAGAAAACUUUAGAAAUAAAUCCAAGGCAUCCUCUAAUUAGAGAAUUGUUACGUAGAACUCAGGUCGAUCCAUCCGAUCAAACUGCGAAAGACAUAGCCAUUAUGAUGUUUAGAACAGCCACACUUCGUUCGGGAUACAUGCUUAAAGAAACUGCAAGCUUUGCAGAUAGCGUAGAACAACUUAUGAGAAAAACGUUAGGUAUAUCUUUAGAUGAAGUACCAGAAGAAGAAGAAAUGAUUGAAGAUGAAUCUACUGGCUCUUCCACAGAGUCGGAACAAGCAACUGAAGUUGAUGCGGAGGAGGACAAAGAAGAGGAGGAGGGACACGACGAACUGUAAAACAGUGUGCACUCGUGUUUAAACACAAAAGACUUAUUCUUGUUUAUCAGCUAUACAAUGUAUAGCGAUAUAUUGUGCACUCUAUUGCCGUUGCAAACGUUAUUGCAAACUUACAAAUCAUUCAAAAAAUAUCUCAUUAUGUUGAAAAACUUGUAAAAAUUUAUAAUUUAUUUUUAUUCUUAUUGUUUAUUGCAUUGUAAAGAUUUUUCAAAGAGGAUAGG